CGGAACCUUUUAUUUAACGGCCACUUAAAUAAACAUUUUAUCGAACAUCUUGCAAGGCUGACGGCUCGCACAGAUAAUGAUUUGCAGGAACAUAGCCGCAGCUUCUUGUACACCACGCGACCGCAACUUCUUCUUGGACCUCCUCAAAAAGGCCACCACUCUCUCCCACCUCUCCCAAACCCACGCCCAGAUCAUCCUCCACGGCCUCCACCACGACCUCUCCACUCUCACCAAACUCACUCACAAGCUCUCCGAGUUCAAGGCCAUCGACCACGCGCAUCGCCUCUUUCUCUCCACCCCAAAACCCGACCUUUUCCUCUUCAACGUCCUCAUCAAAGGCUUCGCCACCAAUAACUCUCCUCUAUCUGCGAUUUCGCUCUAUACCCAUUUGAGAACCAGGACUAAUCUUAAGCCUGAUAAGUUUACUUACGCCUUUGCGAUAUGGGCCGCCAUGGGUCACGAGUCUGAGAGGUUUGGGAUUUUGUUGCACUCAAAUGCGAUUGUGGAUGGAUUGGGAUUCGAUCUGUUUGUUGGAUCUGUGGUGGUUGACUUUUACUUCAAGUUUUCGCGGGUUGAUGUGGCAAGGAAGGUGUUUGAUUUGAUGCCGGAGAGGGAUACUGUUUUGUGGAAUACAAUGGUAUCCGGGUUGGUGAGGAACUGUUGUUUUAGCGAUUCAAUAGAAGUUUUUCGGGAACUGGUUAAGGGAGGUGUGGAAUUGGAUUCUACAACUGUGUCUACUGUGCUUCCGGCUGCAGCAGAGUUGCAGGACUUGGAAGUUGGGAUGGGCAUCCAGUGUUUGGCUCUAAAAGUUGGGUUUGGUUAUGAUGUGUUUGUAAUUACGGGUUUGAUUUCGUUAUAUUCAAAAUUUGGGGAGAUUGACACGGUGAGGUGGUUGUUCGAGCAGAUUGAUCGACCAGAUUUGGUAUCUUAUAAUUCGAUGAUUUCAGGGUAUACUUACAAUGGUGAGUCUGAAUCUUCAGUGAGGCUAUUUGCGGAGCUGCUUGCUUCUGGGCAGAAAGUCAAUUCAAGCACAUUGGUGGGGUUGAUUCCUGUGCAUUCACCCUUCGGGCAUCUUCAGCUCACUUGUUGUAUUCAUGGUUUCUGUGUUAAGUCUGGAGUUGUUUCACAUGCUUCUGUUUCAACUGCAUUAACUACCGUUUAUAGUAGGCUAAAUGAAAUUGAAACGGCACGGCUACUUUUUGAUGAAACUCCAGAGAAAAGUUUGGCAUCUUGGAAUGCUAUGAUAUCUGGUUAUACCCAAAAUGGGUUAACGGAGAUGGCAAUUUCUCUUUUCCAGGAAAUGAUGCUUGAAGUCCGUCCAAAUCCUGUAACGAUUACAACUAUUCUUUCAGCUUGUGCUCAACUUGGAGCGUUGAGUCUUGGCAAAUGGGUUCACAAUCUGAUUAAAAGCGAGAAUCUUGAGUCUAACAUAUAUGUCUCAACUGCUCUAAUUGACAUGUAUGCAAAGUGUGGGAGCAUUUUGGAGGCUCGGCAAUUAUUUGACUUGAUGAAAGAUAAAAAUUCGGUCACUUGGAAUGCCAUUAUUUCUGGUUAUGGCCUCCACGGACAUGGGAAUGAAGCACUAAGACUCUUCAAUGAGAUGCUGCAUUCUGGGGUUCCCCCUACUGGGGUUACAUUUCUCUCUGUGUUGUAUGCUUGUAGCCAUGCUGGCUUGGUGAGGAAAGGAUACGAAAUUUUCUAUUCUAUGGUCCAUGAUCAUGGAUUCCAACCAUUACCUGAGCAUUAUGCUUGCAUGGUUGACAUCCUUGGUCGGGCUGGAAAAUUAAAUGAGGCCUUGAAAUUCAUAGAAAAAAUGCCAGUUGAGCCAGGUCCUAUAGUCUGGGGUGCAUUACUUGGUGCUUGCAUGAUUCACAAAGACACAAACCUAGCCCGUGUGGCUUCUGAAAGACUAUUUGAAUUGGACCCAGAAAAUGUUGGAUAUCAUGUCUUGCUUUCUAAUAUUUACUCGGCUGACAAGAAUUUUCUAAAGGCUGCUACAGUACGACAAGUAGUGAAGAGAAGAAGGUUGGCAAAGACCCCUGGGUGCACUCUAAUUGAAGUUGGUGGGACUCCACAUGUCUUUACCUCUGGUGAUCUGUCCCAUCCACAAGCAACAGCAAUCUACAAAAUGCUAGAGAAGUUGACUGGAAAGAUGAGGGAGGCUGGAUUUCAGUCACAGACUGUCACUGCUUUGCAUGACGUGGAGGAGGAAGAGAAGGAGCUAAUGGUCAAGGUUCACAGUGAGAAGUUGGCCAUUGCAUUUGGCCUCAUUACCACUGAACCUGGAACUGAAAUCAGAAUCAUUAAGAAUCUCCGAGUUUGUUUAGAUUGCCAUAAUGCAACUAAAUUUAUAUCCAAAAUUACACAGAGAAUCAUUGUGGUUAGAGAUGCGAAUAGAUUUCAUCAUUUCAAGGACGGCAUCUGUUCAUGUGGAGAUUAUUGGUGAAAAGAUUGUUUUCUACGCUGGUCAAGAUGUUCCUGAAUAAAGCUUCACAGCCAGGGACAAUGAAGGCGGGACAAUUCUGUUUUGGAGCAAGCAAAGAAGGUCCCUUGGUUUUUAACACAAAUGGAUCAAUGCGGACCCAAAGCAAGGAGAAAAUGGAAGCCAAAAGGAUUGACCAUACGACAACAAUGGUCGGAGUUCGGUUCUGCCGCCCCAUCAAACCUUUAAGGAAUGGAUAG
Juglans microcarpa x Juglans regia is the source of this 2682-nucleotide messenger RNA. RefSeq names its product pentatricopeptide repeat-containing protein At4g30700. Gene Ontology annotation, molecular function: zinc ion binding; protein binding; RNA binding. NCBI's taxonomy places the organism in Eukaryota, Viridiplantae, Streptophyta, Magnoliopsida, Fagales, Juglandaceae. The coding region runs from base 77 to 2446 and encodes 789 amino acids. Gene Ontology annotation, biological process: RNA modification. The record is from RefSeq and is a predicted model, not a curated record. The transcript is spliced from 3 exons.